UGACUUGCCGUAGUAUGCCCAAUUGCCCGGAUGACAGGGGAGUUUGAAAAACAAUGGACUGUAAAAACCGGCGGUUGUAGCUAAAAGAGCUAACUAGUGUUGUGAUAUAAAUUGGAAACUUAAAUUCGGUAAAUUACAAUACUAGCUAGAUAAUUCUGCAAUGCAAGGUUUGUCCCUGUGACCAGCAGUCUAGUCAUUUUUGGUGUUCGUGGACCAGGACGGGACCACCAUGCAGCAGCACCCACCAGGGGCAGGAGGGUGCUUCAUGGGUAUGCUGUCCCCUGGCCAUGGGGCAAGAAAGCUGGAAGGGAAAUCUUUCUACCUGGACGCUGUGAAGAGUCGCCCUGCAGCCUUUCUUGCGGAGGCCAUAUCCCAUCUCGGAGGGAGAAUUGAGAGUUUCCUGAAUAAGGAUGUCAGCUUUGUUGUGACUGGGAGCCAAGAGGGACUCCGAAGCGAGAGGUUCGAAGUGACCCGAGGUGGGUCAGACGGGAUGACCGGGGAGUGUCACAGCUCUCCCCGCUCCACUAAACCGAAAGAGAGCAUCAUGACCAGCACCAGGCAGCAGCGUCCAGCCACUGGCACUCCCAGACCAAUGGUGUGUGGCAGCCGCGGGAAGGCCCUGCUAGAGAAAGCCAUUAGGAAUAAUGAACGGCUUCAGGGGAACAGUGUUUUGGCCAAUGCCCGCUCCUGGGGAGUCAAGAUAGUGCACGUGGACGAUCUCCUGACGCAUGUCCAACUAUUGACAGCGGAGAGCUCCAAGGCCAGACGCAGGAAAACUGAGCUGAAAAAUUCCAACAAGUAUCCUGCUGUGUCUCGUGUCAUCAAAGCUGGUGCCUUGAGGUCCCCCUAUCUGAAGGUAGAGGAUUCAAGCAGGAAAUACAAGGCCCUGCACAUGCAGUCCAUGACCUUUCCCAAUCUGUGCUACUCUGGCCGGUUCAGUCCUUUUGAGCCCCCUGCACCCCCCCAGCCUGAGAGAGUCAAGGUGCAGGGACAAAACAAAGCCAGACUGAUAAUUAAGAGUUUGAGUACAAGCCAGGACAAACCUCGAAGCCCUCUCCCACGCAACCCCUCACUUUGUCGAGCACGCAAAAAGAACCUGGGCUACUGCGAGUGCUGUCAUGAACCCUUUAAGGACCAGGAUGAGCACUUGCAGUCGGCUCAGCAUCGUGACUUUGUGCAGGACCGCUCCCACUACAGCCUGGUGGACCAGCUGGUGGCUGACAUGGAGCCGGGCUUCGCUCCCUGUCCUGCCCCAGUGUCAGCAGCCACAACACUGCUCAGGUUGGAGACUCCCCCACUUCAACUACAACUGCCCCACAGCCCCUCUGAGAUGCAGACGCACAGUGAGACGGAGCACGCCAUCCAGGCCCUGCUUACCCAAGGCUCACCGUCCAACACCCUGGACCCGGAUCCAAGCUCUUUCACUCCGAGCGUAGUCCCCCUGUCAUCCCAUGCCCAGCCGCUCCCCCCCUGCCCUGACACCCUCAGCCUACUCCUCCUGCCAUCCCUCCCCCAGCCUCUCUCCUCCUGCCCUGACAACCACCCUCCCUUCCCCGACACUCUUUGUCAGUCCCCCACCCUAGCACCCCUACCAAACCACUCCCAGCCCCUCUCCCCCUGCCCCAACACCCAAUGCCAGCCUCUCAGCCCCUACUCCCAGCCUCCUGUACUCAGCCCUAAAACCAUGUUUCCCUUUGAGCCCAUGUCCCAACCCGACAGCCCCUACUCUCAGCCCCCAGUCCUCAGCCCCCAGGUCCUGCUUCAGCCCCCCACUCCUCACCAUCCCACAGAGGGGGAAGAUAUGGAGAUUGACAGCCAUAUGUCAGCAUCCGCAGAGGUGGAACCAGUCCCUCAGACUGUCCCAGGUCGGUCUCGCUCCCUUCCUCGCCUCUGGUUCACUGCAGCGAAUGCAAAGAAACGCAGCCGAUCAGUCAGUCCUGACACCAAGGCCUGCAAGAGAAUAAGGACCUCCCUGGCCAACCGUCACAAAUCAAAACCCAUCUGGGGCUUCAACAGUGCUGGUUGGACAAGGAAGGAAAACCAGCCCUUAGUCCCACCCACAUAUACUGGCAAUGGACAUGGGCUUGUGGUUAAGGCCUGCUCCCCUGCCCAAAGAACUAGGAACUGCAGAACAAAGACCAACCCCAGAUCAGCUGGAAGUGAAGGGAAUAUCACUGGUGCCAACGACACAAGACAGAAUAAACAAAGUUGGGAACGGUGUAGGCAUCCGAGCAGCCAACCACUGUCACUCUGUGCCCAUUUGUGGCCCGGGCCAUGCAAUAUGUCCUUUGUUGAAGGUGGACAAGAUAACCAGUUGGCCUCCAGUGGAAGUGUUUGGUACAAACCGCCAUUCUUUGGCCACAUUCCCAAGGCUUCCUGUGAAUUCCACAGGCAAUCCGUCAGGUCAUAUGGAUCAUUCAAUCUUCAUGGACCGGUGUGUUCUACAGCAGCAUGCCACAGCGACUCCAAACAUCAGUGCUUCUUUCCCUCCCCAGCUUCUUCACCACCCUUCAGAUAGACCAACCCACUGCCCCUCCUCCAGCCAGGACUCAAACCCCUGCCACUCCCAGUCCAUCACCUCCAUCUGUAUCGAGUCUGCCCUGCUUCCCGACCUGGCCGUCCCCUCUGACUCGGACUCGGACUGGGAAUGCGAUCUUAUGUCCCGCCUCGGCCCCCCUGCCGCCACCUCCGCCCCUUCCACCCUUUCCCUCCCGCAACCAGCAGGGAGCCACCACCAGCAGCUGGACUUGGAGCUACUACAAAGACCCUGCAGCACCUGGACGCUGCACGACACCAGCUAUGAGUCGCAUCUGUGCUCUGUGUUGCAGCAGCCCCUCACCCCGCUGCCGGACCCCUCUCUAGUGUUUUCCAGGACAGAAAGGCAAAGUCUAGAAGUGACUCAGCAUUGACUCGGGAAUUACGGGAUAUGGGCUGGUUACUUGACCCAUCGAAGUCCCAAUACACAAACUUUUUGACCUACCUGGUUUUACAUAUGAAGUCGUCAAACAAAGUGAACAGACAUAACAACAAACAUCGCAACGAAUAACAUUGACGUUGAAGCUUGUAUUUGUCAGGUACCUACCCAAAAAUCGAUGGAUUAUUCAUGAUGUAUUACUGCAGAAUGCCGCAAUUACAUCCUUAUAACACUGACUUACGAGGACCUGAUGAGGAUCCUAUGGCCUUGUGUUUCUGGGCCCAUCCCUGAUCCAUUAAUAAUUAAAGCACCCAGGCCAUAUUUUGUCUCAUGCAGACCUUUGUCUUUCAGCAGCAAUCUCUGAGAACAAGCAACGGUAUUGAGAAUUUAAUGAGUCUCUGCUGGAAGGGGCAUUACUCAAUUAGUUUAAGUGCUGCGUCUGGAUCGGCUCCCAAUAGCGCCGGUGUUGAUGUUCAGACCGGGCUAAAGAGUUAAGUGAGUGAAGGACUCGACAGGACUCUGCAGUCCCGGCCAGAAACUCUUGAUUAAUCCUGAAAGGGCUUCUUUGAAGGAGAUCCAACAAAAGGGACUGGAUGGGUGAAAGGGAUAUGGGGGCUUGCCACAGUGCACUCACCACUGAUGGGAUCUCCACCAUAUAUAUUCCUUUGACAACUGUUUCAUAAUAUUGUUUGCCGAUAUAGAGUUCCAGACAUGAGCUGUGCUUGCAAGAACUUUUUAUUUAUUUUUUUUCCCCCCAAGAGUUAAAAACUACUGAUAAGUGAAGUGGGUGUUUGCAACAUUUUCUGCCUCGUUGUGGUACUUUAAGCAUGUGUCUUUGUCCAAGUGCAACAAAAGACUGACUCCAGCUGAGUAUUUUGGGGGGUUUUCUUCACUAAUUAUGUUGAAUAUGACGUUAUAUCUCAAACUGAAGAAUGGUUUUAUAAAAUGUGCUUUAUUUCUGAAAGGUUUGUCAGCAUUCAGCCUUUCACAAUGUGAAUGCAUAAUGUCUCAUGUUGGUUUUAACAAAAUGUUUAAAAAUUAAAAUGUAUACAGUACCAGUCAAAGGUUUAGACACACUUACUCAAUCGAGGGGUUUUCUUUGUUUUUACUAUUUUCUACACUGUAGAAUAAUUGUGAAGACAUCAAAACUAUGAAAUAACAUAUGGAAUCAUAUAGUAACCAAAAAAGUGUUAAACAAACCAAAUAUGUU
This is a messenger RNA of Oncorhynchus gorbuscha (pink salmon), 4124 nucleotides long. It is a transcript of the gene dbf4b, whose product is annotated as DBF4 zinc finger B. The record is from RefSeq and is a predicted model, not a curated record. Gene Ontology annotation, biological process: regulation of cell cycle phase transition; positive regulation of nuclear cell cycle DNA replication. Gene Ontology annotation, cellular component: nucleus; Dbf4-dependent protein kinase complex. Bases 230 to 2518 code for a protein of 762 amino acids. Lineage: Eukaryota; Metazoa; Chordata; Actinopteri; Salmoniformes; Salmonidae. Gene Ontology annotation, molecular function: nucleic acid binding; zinc ion binding; protein serine/threonine kinase activator activity. The transcript has 12 exons.